GGAGUGAUUACCAUGCAAAUGUUUUGAUUUGUUUAAUAAUCUAUUUUUUUAUUACUUCUGGCUUGAAUGGUUUCACACCCACUUUGCGAUCAACAAUGCGUGUGUGUGUAACUUUAAAUGCUGUGGAAUAAGUGGGUCAGCGAGAGAAGGGGAGAAGCGUGUGUUAGAGAGGAGAGGCACACUGGGAGAGGGGGAGACACGCAUGGAGAGAAAUCCUCUGCAGGCUUUGAACUACACUAACAAGUGGUCACUUGAGUAAUCACUGGUGAUUCAGAGAGAAAUAGACAUUCCCAGUAAUGGCGAGCCUUCCAAAAGAACCGCUCGAGGAUGCCAAGAAACAGAGCUUCUGGAUGCCAAGCAAUUAUGUACGAACAGUGCACCGAACUGACCAGUCCUUCCAGGCCUGCAACGAUAUAAUGGCCUGCUUCAUGGAGAGAGCAAAGGUAGAAAAGCAGUACGCUCAGCAGCUCAGCCAAUGGAGCAGCAAGUGGAAGUCCAUAGUGGAUUCCAGACCGCUUUAUGGUUCCCUCAUGAAGGCGUGGCAGUGUUUCUUCACUUCCACCGAGCGUUUGUCCGCCCUCCACUCUUCCAUUUCCCAGUCGCUGGUUGCAGAAGAAGGAGAGCGGGUGAAGACUUGGCAGAAAGAUACCUUCCCCAAGAAACUCUUCUGUGGGUUCAAGGAGAGCUAUGACAACAACACAAGUUUUUCACGUGCGCAGAAACCCUGGUCCAAAAAGCUGCAGAAGUUGGAAAACGUCAGAGUUGCUUACCAUAAGUCCUGUCAGAAGGAGAAUGUCGCUCUCAACAAAGAGAAGCAAGCAAACGAGAACGCUGAGAUGAGUGAAGAGAAAAAGCAGAAGAUCAUUGAAGCCAGGGAGAAAGCAACUGAGGAGAAGGAAAAGAUUAGAGAUCGAUAUGAAAAAAUGCUGGAGGAUGUGACGUCCUACACGCCUCACUACAUGGAAGAGAUGGAUGCCAUUUUUGAGCAGUCACAAGAGGAAGAGAGGAAAAGGAUCAGCUUUUUGAAGCAGGCCUUUCUCUCCAUCCACAGACAUCUGGACAUCACCAACAAUGAGAGUGUGAAGGCGGUUUACAGCGAGCUCCAUCAUACUCUGAUGUCCAUCGACGACCAAGAAGAUCUCAAAUGGUGGAAGAACAAUCAUGGUCCUGGUAUGCCGACCGACUGGCCAAAGAUUGAGGAAUGGGUCCCGCCAGUAAAAAAGCUAAAAAGAAAGAAGAGAGAUCGCAAAGGAAAAGAAGGCCGACCCGUGAUGAUUGGAGGUGUGAAGGUGCGAGCUCUGUACGACUACGCGGGGGAGGAGGGGGAUGAGCUGUCCUUUAAAGCAGGUGAAGUCUUUCUGAAGGUUGAGGAGGAAGACGAUCAAGGCUGGUGUCGAGGGGUCCUGAGCGGCGGGAAAGAGGGCUUCUACCCAGCCAAUUAUGUUGAAGUUGUUGAGUGAUAUCACAAUGUCCAUCUAAUUCAGAUAUGAACUUUUUCCUGAAAAAUAACGCGUUUUUUCUUUGUUUUUCUUUUUCAAUCAUUAUUGAAAUAUAAUUCAACAUUUAAGAUGUCGUCACACUGAUUUUGUGUUAAUGUCAGACGUUAUCUGCUUCCGGUCACUUUUGAAGUGUAAAGCUUAAAAGCACAAAUAAUCUUAAUCUUACUUUGAGUUAUUCUACAUAAUGAUUUAACUUAACAAAGACAACAGUAUACUUUUUGCUAAAGGUUUAUAUAUAUAUAUACAGUAUAUAUAUAUAUAUAUAUAUAUAUAUAUAUAUAUAUAUAUAUAUAUAUAUAUAUAUAUAUAUAUAUAUAUAUAUAUAUAUAUAUAUAUAUAUAUAUAUAUAUAUACAUACAGACACACAGGAGUGUGUGUUUGCAUGCAGGUGUGCAUGUGAAGAUGAAACAAAAGAGAUUUAUAUUUGCUACCACCACAUCUGAGUCAUUAGGUCACUUUGAUGAAGAUGAAGCCAUUAAUAAUAGAUGGGGUUUACUCAGGCUCAGGUUUACAAUGCUGUUAUGUGCAAGGUUAAUGUUUACUUCAUGGAUACAACGUAGAAGCUAACAGAAAUGACCUCAAAGAGAUGAAUUUCAAAAUAUCAUUAUUUUUGCCUCAUGUCAUGUUAACACAUGAUUGUUGCUUGUUCCUCCACUUAAGCGCUGCUGCUCAGAAUGAUGAAUGUUUGUGCGGAUGUCGAUGCCAGAAGGCUUUCUUUCUCUUUUUUUUUUUUACAUCAUCUGCUGAAGAGGUCAAACAUACCUGAAGUCAUCUAAAAUAUGAAGACAUACAAAGCCAGCAUUUCAUACAAGUGUAAUAAAGGACGUUUAAAUCUUCUAUGGACACAUACUGAAAAAUUAUGUUUAAAUGAAGCAGAAGAUGUUUGUGCUUUUACAGACUUUUGGGAAUAUUUGAUGAGAUUCUAACUUUAAAAUGUUUAAACACAUACUUAACCUUUUUAGCUAUUUCAGUUGUAAAUUACAACUCCGAGCUGUGGACAAUAGUCAUAUAUUGUGAUGGUUGUGAGAUUACAAUGAAAUCAGAAACCUUCUUACGGGCAAAUAACAGAUAAUUAAAAUUUUGAGAAAACACUGCAUCAGAGCAGAAAAACAAUACGGUAAUUAAGGAUCAAAUUGACAAUUGUCUUUUCCACCUCAGAACUAUAAUGUUACACUUGGGAAGAAAGAGAAACAUUUAAUUAAUUCUGUUAAAUUUUCUUCAUAUACAUUCACAUCUAGAGUAGCAUUAGUGCUUCAGUCUAGCAAAACAUAAGUGCUUUCUGGUAACCUAACUAGCUAAACCAGAUCUGGUACCCUCUCAUACAUUCUGUGGCAUUUCCACUGGUACAGAACGUACCGAGCCAGACAUAGAAGGGCAGAGGUGGACUUUUAGGAGAAUACGUAUAGAAGAGCAUUCAAGACAGCCGAUUCAAAACAGAAGAGAUGGCUACAGAAAUACUAUUGAUAUCUUGGCAAGGGCAAGGGUUAAUAGCAGGGUUUUACAGCAAAACUGUAUUUUUACCAGCCUUCUGAUGCCACAGAACACAGUUUUGGAUGUCUUUUGUUUAUACUGGUGUGAUCGUCUGUCCAUCUAUGUCACAUGCUGUGUUUCUCUGAUUGGUUGUAUGUGUCCAUGAGCAUCCAGAGAAACUCUCGUCGUUGUUCGUAGUAAAUCAAUGUCAAAUUCCAGACUUAUCAAAGACGGGGAAAAGUAGAGCAACUAGACAGGCUAGGUUUCUAGGGAAUAGUCAGAAUGGGAUGUUAUUUUACUUUAAUUCUUUGUGAUAGAAAGAAAGAAAGAAAGAAAGAAAGAAAGAAAGAAAGAAAGAAAGAAAGAAAGAAAGAAAGAAAGAAAGAAAGAAAGAAAGAAAGAAAGAAAGAAAGAAAGAAAGAAAGAAAGAAAGAAAGAAAGAAAGAAAAGAACCAUUUGGGAUCUUAAAUAUUUUGCUUCUAUAAUGAAUUACCAACUUUGCCAAAUGUAGAUGUAACCUUGAAGGUUUGAAAGGUAAAAGUACACAUAUCUGUCAUAUGUGGGUUAAAAGCUUGCAGUACCGGACUACCAAGACACUACAUAUAAUUCUCUUAAGUGAUUUUUCUUUUUUGAUUAAAAACUGUCUGCAAAA
Messenger RNA from Cololabis saira (Pacific saury), 3621 nucleotides. Its product is annotated as protein kinase C and casein kinase substrate in neurons protein 2-like. Gene Ontology annotation, cellular component: cytoplasm; endosome; plasma membrane. The coding region runs from base 297 to 1460 and encodes 387 amino acids. The record is from RefSeq and is a predicted model, not a curated record. Gene Ontology annotation, biological process: cytoskeleton organization; regulation of endocytosis; plasma membrane tubulation. The transcript is spliced from 10 exons. NCBI's taxonomy places the organism in Eukaryota, Metazoa, Chordata, Actinopteri, Beloniformes, Belonidae. Gene Ontology annotation, molecular function: phospholipid binding; protein binding.